AUGACCCAACCACCGCCAGCUAAUGUGGCGUCUGCAACGCCUUCGUUGACGCUGAAUGCGACAGUAAUGAGCCGCUUCAAACCUGCAAAGGUAUUCAAGAAUGCAGUCGACGUUCCUCCCCCAGAUCCAAAUAACAGAAAACCAGCGUCUCCGGUCCAAAUCACUGGCUUGUCUUUUGACGACAGAGGAGAAACGUUGGUCACGGCAGGAGGAGACGAAACCUUUCGUCUAUACAACAUCAAGAGUGGGAAAUACGUCAAGACCUUCUUUUCGAAGAAAUAUGGCGUAGACCUCCCUCGGUUUACACAUCGGAACACUACGAUUAUCUAUGCAUCUACAAAGGAGGAUGAUACGAUUCGUUAUCACUCGUUGCAUGAUAACAAGUACCUUCAAUACUUCCGAGGGCAUAAGAAGAGAGUCAUCUCUCUCGAAGUCUCUCCAACAGAUGACGGCUUCAUCUCUUCCUCUUUGGACAAUACUGUUCGGUUAUGGGACUUGCGCACUCCGUCCACCAGGGCAAGUAUCGGCCUCCUAAAUCUUCCAUACUCCGGGGUGGCUGCCUAUGAUACCUCUGGUGUCGUCUUCGCCGUCGCUUUGAACCAUUAUUCCAAAAUUCUCCUCUACGACACAGCAAACUUUGACAAGGAGCCAUUUCAAACAAUAUCGGUCGAGGAUACGGCGUUGAGCAAGAUUAGCUUUCCCCCACGGCCGCUCGUCAUGACCUCCCUCGAAUUUUCGACAAAUGGGAAAUGGCUGCUUGUCGGCACAUCCGGCGGCGCGCACUAUAUCAUGGACGCAUACGAGGGCCACAUGCUCGCGCGUCUCACAGGUCACCGACCGCUAGAUCCAAGACAGCCUCUGGGUGCACAAGCAACACGUCUAAUGAGUGGAGAGGAAGUCUGCUGGACGCCCGAUUCCAAAUUUGUCUUGAGCGGAUCCGAAGACGGCAAAAUUUACAUUUGGGAUAUUGGUGCUCGCGGGGAACUCCAGCCGCCCAAACCAGGAAGAGAUGCGGAUGCAUUUCAGCCUAGCCAAGUCUUGGAAGGACACGUCGGUCCAACGCGAUGCCUGAGAUUUAACCCUCGCUUCUCGAUGCUCGCGACCGCGAGCAAUGAUCUAGCAUUUUGGCUGACCGAUAAUGCGAGUGCAGAUGUAGAUGGAAAAGAUACGGAUAAGGAUGGGGAUAGCUUCAUGGCUAGCCACUGA
Serendipita indica DSM 11827 is the source of this 1206-nucleotide messenger RNA. Lineage: Eukaryota; Fungi; Basidiomycota; Agaricomycetes; Sebacinales; Serendipitaceae. The record is from the annotation of a GenBank genome assembly.